This is a messenger RNA of Eptesicus fuscus (big brown bat), 3447 nucleotides long. RefSeq names its product small G protein signaling modulator 1 (gene SGSM1). The record is from RefSeq and is a predicted model, not a curated record. Lineage: Eukaryota; Metazoa; Chordata; Mammalia; Chiroptera; Vespertilionidae. Gene Ontology annotation, molecular function: GTPase activator activity. Gene Ontology annotation, biological process: activation of GTPase activity. The coding region runs from base 1 to 3447 and encodes 1148 amino acids. The transcript has 26 exons.
AUGGCUUCGGGCCCUGCGGGGGCGGAGACCCGGCAAAGGCUGCUGCGCACGGUCAAGAAGGAGGUGAAGCAGAUCAUGGAGGAGGCCGUCACACGGAAGUUUGUCCACGAAGACAGCAGCCACAUCAUCUCCUUCUGUGCGGCUGUGGAGGCCUGCGUCUUGCACGGGCUGCGGCGGCGGGCGGCUGGCUUCCUGCGCAGCAACAAGAUCGCAGCUCUCUUCAUGAAGGUGGGCAAGAGCUUCCCACCAGCUGACGAACUGAGCCGCAAGGUCCAGGACCUGGAGCAGCUGAUAGAGAACGCGCGAAACCAGAUCCAGGGCCUCCAGGAGAAUGUGCGGAAGCUGCCGAAACUACCCAACCUGUCCCCACUUGCCAUCAAGCACCUGUGGAUCCGCACAGCCUUGUUUGAGAAGGUCCUGGACAAAAUUGUGCAUUACCUUGUGGAAAACAGCAGCAAAUACUACGAAAAGGAAGCACUCCUGAUGGACCCUGUGGAUGGCCCCAUCCUUGCGUCUUUGUUAGUGGGGCCCUGUGCCCUGGAAUACACCAAGAUGAAGACGGCGGAUCACUUCUGGACCGACCCCUCUGCUGACGAGCUCGUCCAGAGGCACCGCAUCCACAGCUCGCACCUGCGACAGGACUCGCCCACCAAGCGCCCAGCCCUCUGCAUCCAGAAGAGGCUUUCGAGUGGCAGCAUGGAUGACCGCCCAUCCCUCUCCGCCCGCGACUACGUGGAGUCCCUGCACCAGAACUCCAGGGCCACCCUGCUGUAUGGCAAGAACAACGUUCUCGUUCAGCCGAGGGAUGACAUGGAGGCUGUCCCAGGGUACCUGUCCCUGCACCAGACUGCUGACCUCAUGACCCUGAAGUGGACACCCAACCAGCUGAUGAAUGGGUCUGUGGGAGAUCUGGACUAUGAGAAGAGCGUCUAUUGGGACUAUGCCAUGACCAUCCGCCUGGAGGAGAUCGUCUACCUGCACUGCCACCAACAAGUGGACAGCGGCGGGACGGUGGUGCUGGUCAGCCAGGAUGGGAUCCAGAGGCCACCUUUCCACUUCCCCAAGGGGGGGCAUCUCCUGCAGUUCCUCUCCUGCCUGGAGAAUGGGCUGCUCCCUCACGGGCAGCUGGACCCACCACUCUGGUCUCAGCGGGGGAAGGGCAAAGUAUUUCCCAAACUGCGCAAGCGAAGCCCUCAGGGUUCUGCUGAGUCCACAGCUUCAGACAAGGAAGAUGACGAGGCCACGGAUUACGUGUUCAGGAUCAUCUACCCCAGCCUGCAGUCCGAGUUCGUUGUUCCCGACCCCUUGGGCAGCACAUCCUCAGUCUCCGUGGGCCCUGCCUGGACGGUGGUUCCUGUGGGCCGGUCCAUGCUGGUGGUGGCCAGGGGCAGUCGGUUGGCCCAAACCAGAUGGGACACCGCCCUUCCCAUACCAGGCUUGAAGCAGCAGCCCCCCAUGCCCCAGGACCUGAUGGAUGUCUCCAUGAGCAACCUGCCAUCCCUGUGGCAACCCAGUACCCACAAAUCCUCUUGCUCAUCCUGUUCACAGAGUGGCUCAGGUGAUGGUGGCUCAACCAAUGGCUGCAAACAUGAGAGGGCUCCCCUGAAGCUUCUCUGUGACAACAUGAAGUACCAGAUCCUUUCCAGAGCCUUCUAUGGAUGGCUUGCCUACUGCAGACACCUGUCCACCGUGAGGACCCACCUGUCAGCCCUGGUCAACCACAUGAUUGUGUCUCCAGACUUGCCCUGUGAUGCUGGACAGGGGCUGACGGCCGGGAUCUGGGAGCAGUACCUGCAGGACAGCACAAGUUACGAGGAGCAGGAGCUGCUGCGCCUCAUCUACUACGGGGGCAUCCAGCCCGAGAUCCGCAAGGCCGUGUGGCCCUUCCUGCUGGGCCACUACCAGUUCGGGAUGACAGAAACGGAAAGGAAGGAGGUGGACGAGCAGAUUCAUGCCUGCUAUGCACAGACCAUGUCCGAAUGGCUGGGCUGUGAGGCAAUUGUGCGGCAGAGGGAGCGGGAGUCCCACGCAGCUGCCCUGGCCAAGUGCUCAUCAGGGGCCAGCCUGGAUGGUCACCUGCACCGGAUGAUGCACAGGGACUCCACCAUCAGCAACGAGUCCUCCCAGAGCUGCAGUUCUGGCCACCAGAACAUCCGCCUGCAGAGCGACUCCAGCAGCAGCACACAGGUGUUCGAGUCUGUGGACGAAGUGGAGCAGGUGGAGACAGAAGGCAAGUUGGAGGAGAAACAGCCAAAGAUCCCCAAUGGGAACCUGGUGAAUGGCACCUGUUCCCCGGACUCCGGCCAUCCUUCCUCCCACAACUUCUCCUCUGGCCUCUCGGAGCACUCGGAGCCCAGCCUGAGCACAGAGGACAGUGUCAUGGACGCCCAGCGCAGUGCCUCCCUGGCGCUUCGACCUGGGGACAGCAGCGUGGAUGAAGGGCAGAGUAGCGAGGCCACCACUUCCCGGGACGAGGCUCCGCGUGAGCAGCUGGCCGUGCAGGACAGCCUGGAGAGUGACCUCCUCGCCAAUGAGAGCAUGGACGAGUUCAUGUCCAUCCCAGGCAGCAUGGACGUGGCUCUGCCUGAAAAGGAGGGCCCCCCGAUGGAGGGCUGGGGGGGCAGCGAGGUGAAGUGCAGCCGGGUGGACAGUGAGGACAACCUCUCAGAGGAGCCCGAGAUGGAGAGUCUCUUCCCAGCCUUGGCUUCUCUGGCCGUGAGCACAGCUGCCAACAACGAGACGUCCCCUGUGUCAUCCAGCGGUGUCACCUACUCCCCGGAGCUGCUGGACCUGUACACAGUGAACCUGCACCGCAUCGAGAAGGACGUGCAGAGAUGCGACCGCAACUACUGGUACUUCACGCCCGCCAACCUGGAGAAGCUGCGCAACAUCAUGUGCAGCUACAUCUGGCAGCACAUUGAGAUCGGCUAUGUCCAGGGCAUGUGUGACCUCCUGGCUCCACUGCUGGUCAUUCUGGAUGACGAGGCCCUCACCUUCAGCUGCUUCACGGAGCUUAUGAAGAGAAUGAACCAGAACUUCCCCCAUGGAGGCGCCAUGGACACACACUUUGCCAACAUGAGGUCACUAAUCCAGAUCCUGGACUCAGAGCUCUUUGAGCUGAUGCAUCAGAAUGGGGACUACACUCACUUCUACUUCUGCUACCGCUGGUUCCUGCUGGAUUUCAAACGAGAACUUGUCUAUGAUGAUGUCUUCUCUGUCUGGGAGACCAUCUGGGCAGCCAAACACGUGUCAUCCACCCACUACGUCCUGUUCAUCGCGCUGGCUCUGGUGGAGGUCUACCGUGACAUCAUCUUGGAGAACAACAUGGAUUUCACAGACAUCAUCAAGUUCUUUAAUGAAAUGGCUGAGCGACACAACACCAAGCAGAUCCUGAAGCUGGCCCGGGACCUCGUGUACAAGGUGCAGACUCUGAUUGAGAACAAGUGA